Molecule: messenger RNA, 1788 nt
Organism: Sclerotinia sclerotiorum 1980 UF-70
Lineage: Eukaryota; Fungi; Ascomycota; Leotiomycetes; Helotiales; Sclerotiniaceae
Exons: 5
Coding region: 1-1788 (595 amino acids)
Source: RefSeq, a predicted model, not a curated record
AUGUCGGAAUCCGGUUAUUUCAACGUGGAGCAACCCACUUCCUCGGGUCCUGCAUAUGACCUAAUGGAAGACUCUGGUGUUGCCUUUGAAGAUGAAGAUAACUUUCCAGAUGAAACUCCAGGAGAGCGCCUCGGAGCUAUCUUCGAAGAUGAGGAAAGCAACCCCGAUGAAGAAAACUUUCAAGACGAAACCAGAGUCGGCUUUGAAGAGGAAGAGGAAGAGGACACUCCAGAAGAAACUCCAGAAGACCGUCUCGCAGUCAAAAAAAUGAGUCUCAAAAAAUGUGCUGAAGAUAUGGUUUCCGAGCAUUCGGAAGCUGUUGCCCUUGCUGCAUUGGCAAAGAAAAUAGAAUCAGGACUGAAAGAAGUUAACACCAAAUUAUUGGAGAAGAAUGAAAUUGUCCAAUACUUCAUCAAGAGGAAUGGGGAAUUAGCAACUGAGAUUCGUGAGGAAGAGACAAACAUCAAGUUCUUUAACUUAGAAUCAUCUUUGAGUAUGAAGACAUUGGAAUGCGAGCAAUUGCUUGAGGAAAACCAAAAGCUUUUGGAGAAAAUCAGACUUUACGAAGAAUCCGUGAACGAUAAAGGAAAGAUCGAUGUGGGCGCCUUACUAGUCGAGAACUCUGACUUGAAACGCAAGCUCGAAACGUCAUCUCUUCACCCAGAUUUCGACUAUGGUGCACCUCCACACGAAGAACUUCAAAGUGAGGCUACAUUCGUCAAUCCCGAGCAACAACUUUCGGAGUGGAAAGAAAACCCCAAGUUCCAAGAAUUCAUUGCGGAAUCUGUUCGCUCCGCCCUCAGCGAACAACGAAAAUCAAUGAAACAUCUUUUCUUCGUCGGUCAACGCGUCCGCAAUCGAUUCCUAGAAAGAAACUCUGCAUACGAUCCUAAAGUUAAGGAACGCAACGCCAUUUACGAACUAGGAAAUUCAAGUGUCUUUAAUGGUCGUCCUAUCACCGAUGCUACUCUCUUCACCGACGUCCCGGGUGUCGUGUUCGAGAAACGCACGGAUGAGAAAACUUUCAAGGAGUUAUACUGGGCAAGCUGGCAAACCGUGCUCCGUCUCCAAGACUGCGCCGAAUUCAUUGAAAUGCUCCGCUGGCAUUCUUCGGUCAAAGCUUGGCGCAGACAAGACUACAUGAAAACGGAAUUUUUCAAAACCUGGACCAAAAACAUCGACACGAGAUUCGAAGACAUGGAUCUCGCCGCCGUGCGCGAAUAUUGCACAAAUAUUACCCGCAAGAAGCUGAAGGCAUGUUAUCUAGAUGAGAAGAAAAGAAACAUGAAGAUUAGACGAAGCGUCGGAUUGGGAUCAGGCAAUGACUCGGGUAUGUUUUUUGACAUUGAUGUGGGCAUGUGGGGAGGCGGUGUGAUGAAGGGUGUGAUGAGGUGGACGAUGUUGGCCUUGAUUGUCCUAUGUCAAUUCAUGCUCUGGAUGGUGUGGCGGGUCGAGCAAAAUGAUUGGUUGAGUUCAGGUUUGGAAGACGUGCUAUAUGCCGAUGUUGAGAUUGAUCUCGGAUGGUGCGGCUUAGGAACCUUUGAGCUGGAGAUGGAAGAUAUACUGGUUUGUGUUCGAACGGGAUUGAUGCUGGGUUGGUUGGUGGGAGAGAAGAAGGGAUUGGGGAAUAAUUUGGAAAUAAAAUUGAAAAUGAAAAUGUGGUUAGGGGGUGAUGUUGAAGUUUAUGUGUGCUCUUUUUUUGUGAUGAGGCGUGAGAUUGUGAUGAGGUGGAUGGGAACAAGGAGAAUAGAAGGUGCUUUGAAGGGUGAUAGGAGGAUGGCUAGGUAG